Messenger RNA from Symbiodinium natans, 3720 nucleotides. The record is from the annotation of a GenBank genome assembly. NCBI's taxonomy places the organism in Eukaryota, Dinophyceae, Suessiales, Symbiodiniaceae.
AUGCCGAGCCAGUUCUGCUUGUACGGGGCGGUUACCGCCCUCUGGGUUGUAGCGAGGCAUGACCACCCAGAUCGGAGAAGCUUGCUGCAGCAUGCAAGCUUUCUUCUGGGCUCCACACUGAACCAUGCCUUGGACUUCACGGAGAGCUCUGCCUGGCCGAUCACGCUUGCUGAUGUGCUUUCAAACAUAGAAGCUGCGGACCGUGAUCAGGACUUCCUCCUGCCCGGGGACGUAAGUUCUCGUUAUGGUAUGCCCCUGAAGCCGUCACCAGAAGCAAGUUUGGCUGCGGUCCACGUGGCAGAGGCCUUCGAGCACGAACGGAUCCGGAUUGAGGUCUGGGAGGUGGGGGUGCACGCAUCCCUGUCUGCGGAGCCCAUCCACAUGUUUCUCAGAAUCCUUUCUGGGGCCGAGAUGCACUACCGGAACCUUAUCCGGGACCAGUAUCCUGUCUGGAUGCCAAAUCGCUGCGAAACGCUGUACUGGCAUCCUAAGAUGAAGUGCAUCGAAAAUGAUGAUGAGAUCUCUCAGCUCUUCCAGCGGCGUAUCCCGCACAGUGCCACGUCCAAGGAUCCCAUCACGGAUAUUGACGGGCUGGCAGAGGAGUUCGAAGCCGUGGCGGGUGCCCGGCUGAAUUACGUGGACAUCAUGCUCUGCACUGUAGCUUACUUGUGUCUCAUGCUCGAGUCCCUCGAUUUGCCGGUCUUGGGGUACUUCGGCCACCCGCUCUUGUUCAUGGCUCCUGAUGACCAGGCGGCCCGCGAGAAAUACUGGGAGCGCUUUGCAGCCAUGGCCCAGAGAAACCACGUGGAGUUUGCAGUGAGCGACCCGUUCUUGCAGAUGCAGUUCGAGUACCAGGUUGGCAAGCCCACGCUCCCCAUCAUCCGGACGCAUGCGCUCUACACUGGCGCGACGCACAUCCCGGUGCGAGACACUGAGGUGCUUGUGUUGGACCGUCCGCAUGAGGCGAUCUUGAUGUGCACCAUUCAGCGCCUAAUGGGAGGCGAUCCCAUGGACUGGCAGCUUGGGGAUGGUCGGCUCCGGUCCGCGAGCAGCACCCAAUAUCCCUACCGCUUCAGCACGCGCGCGAUGACGGAUCGGAAGUUCAGCACAUUUGCGCAGUUCCGCGCGGUGGUCCUGUGGCCUUACGACAUGGACCUCAUCACCUUCUACGAGUUCUAUGGCAUGAACAUGCCCAUCUUCAUGCCGUCGCAGCUGUCGAAGUACUUGUUCCACCAGGACCACCAGUCCUACAACUACCGGUGGGCUGAGCGAGAUGACCCGGGCGAUUACAGCCUCUGGGACACGGAGGCUUGGAGCCCCUUCCAGGAGCUGUCGCCUGGCGCGGCUCACCGGAUAGUUGGCUUCUCUGACUACUUCCGCUUCCCUGCGGUGCAGUACUUCGACUCCAUCCCUCACUUGUUGAGCCAGCUCCCGGCCACGGACUUCUUCGAGAUCGUAUACUUGUACACCAUUUUGUACACCAUCUUGUACACCAUCUUGUACACCAUCUGGUACACCAUCAGUAGGCCGAGUCCUUCUGUUCUGGCUGUAAAGCAGAUUAGCUUCUGGCCCCGUUCCUCCGAACGUAGCCGCUUGGCGGACCUAGUCAGUGUCAUGAGUGCAGCUGCCGAGCUGAAGGGCGCGCUGUCAGGAACUCAAUCACUUCCCCUUCACUGUUGCAGCGACGACUCCGAGUGCAGCACCAUUGCAGGUAGUACCAGCUACGCAGACGAAGAGGUGCACGUUGUAUCUCCUCAUCCAGAGCCAGCGCUGUUGCACGAACCGGGCGCCAGCGAGACCUUCAUCAUUUUUGACUGGGACGACACGCUUCUUCCAACAAGCUUCAUCGAAGAAGCUGCACGCAUGUGCGCGCCCAACUGUGCCUUGCCAGACCUGCAUGGGCAGGCUGCAAGGUCAAGACGGACGCUCUCGCGGACCUCCAAGCAGCGUACGCAGACGCGAGGAUUGCCCCCAGACUUCCCAUGCUAUGCGGCCAUCAAGCAUCACGCCACUGUUGUGGAACAGGUCCUGCGUGCUGCGAAGGCCGCGGCUCACCGAGUGGGCAUCGUCACACUGUCAGAGAGGCCGUGGGUAUUCGAGUCAGCAGACAAAUACCUUCCAGGACUUGACGUUCCCGAGCUUCUGAAGGAACUGCAGAUUCCUGUGUACUAUGCCCCGGAGCAUGAGAACAAAUCCGCAUCUGAAGAGGAGGAUCCCAAGGUCAGCAUGAAGCAGGCAGCGAUGGCCGAGUUCCUACAGGCAGGGUGGGGAAGGCAUUGGAAGACCAGCAAUUCUGCAGCGCCAGUGACCAUGAGCCAGGAAGCUUCUUCGCUCGCCGAAUUCAUCUCGCAUGAUUGGGGCACUGCGCGCUGGAAGAAGUUCGUUACGAUGCUGGUCAUGUACAACUCCAGGGCAGCCUUCUUCACCACCGCCGCGGUGAGCCUGAUAGAGUCCAUCGUGGUGCUGGUCAUGGGUUGGCGGCGGCAGGUCUGGACAACUUCUCUGGGCUUUCUGACCUUCCCCUUCAUCCUUUGUUUCUGGCAGCGCAUUCGAGUGCUCAUCGCUCCGCCUACUUUGGUCUUCAUGGACAAGUUGUGCAUUGCACAGGACGACCCCGAUCUGAAGAUGCAGGGCAUCAUGGGGAUAGCAGCGUUCAUGGAGCGCACGAGAAAGUUGACGAUCCUAUGGUCUCCACGGUACUUCACGCGCCUGUGGUGCACCUACGAGCUGGGCUCUUUCUUCAGGGAUGGAAGCCGGGAUGCGCCCGAUUCCAUUGAGAUCAUGCCAGUUGCGCUUGGGGUCAUUGUCUUUCUCAUGGGCAUCCUGGCCCACAGCUUCACAAUCGUUUGGUUGAUUUUCGGCAGCGCGUAUGGUAACGACCUUAGCGCGGCGCCAUCCAACGCCCUGGUUUGGCGGGCCACAACCGUCUUGCCUGCUGCUUUCAUACUGGCGCCUAUAGCUUUUGUGUUCUUGAGCUUGCAGUCGUAUGUGGGCUUGAGGUUGAUGCGUGACAUUGCCCAACUUCCACAGCAACUGAAGACUUUCAGUAUCCGUGAUUCCUCCUGCGGUUGUUGCACUCACCACCACUGCGUGCCCGCGACUGGGGACUACAUCCCGUGCGAUCGUGUGGCGGUGUAUGCAACCCUACAGUCGUGGUACCCAAACGGUUCUGGUUCAGAAGAAGCCUUAUUAAAUCGCUUCGACCACACUGUGCGCUCCAAGCUCAGCAGGAUCGUGGCCAAACAGUUGGGUACGGGUCAUCUUCCUGUCCCCUACCUGCUAUACAUGGUUUGCAGCACCUCCGUUGCAGGAUUCCCGUACUACAUACAAGAUGUCGCGAGGAUACCUGCCGAUGUUGAUGCCAUAUAUGUGUGGGAGUAUCUCCUGUGGCUCUUCUUUGAUUCGACUAGGCUGUCAGUCCUCUUCAUAUUUGUGGUCACAAUUAGCCUCUGGCUGUGGAAGGUCUUGCAGAAGACAGGCAGCGGCCUAGCAGGAACGGUCUGCCUUUCCUUGCUCCUUGGCUUCAGCGGCAUGCUGUUCUCGGGGGCCUUCAUGGUCGGCCUUGAGUACGCUUACUGGGGCACUCGUGUUGACGUGGCCGGUUCCGCCAUCUACUUUAGUGUUCUUGCAAUCACCGUCAUUAGCCUUUGGACCCAGCGCAGGCACCAGAAGACCUGGGAGCCGGCGGAUUUCACUUCUCAAACGAGCACGUUACAGUAG